This is a messenger RNA of Ctenocephalides felis (cat flea), 2062 nucleotides long. RefSeq names its product tyrosine-protein kinase Abl-like. The transcript is spliced from 11 exons. Gene Ontology annotation, biological process: protein phosphorylation. Bases 176 to 2062 code for a protein of 628 amino acids. Gene Ontology annotation, molecular function: protein binding; protein tyrosine kinase activity; ATP binding. The record is from RefSeq and is a predicted model, not a curated record. Lineage: Eukaryota; Metazoa; Arthropoda; Insecta; Siphonaptera; Pulicidae.
AUAAAACCAACUCCCCAUUAACAAAUCCUAUGCCCAACAACCCCACAAAAUGUAUACGUAAUCAAUUCUAUUCCAAUCGGCAUAAAAUACCCCCCAGAGUGCUUUUUAGAUGAAACUAUUAAUAAAAGAGUGUCCUAGAGGUGUUUUUGUGGUAUGAGCCUCGGAUUUAGCGAAAAUGGGCGCUCAACAAGGCAAGGAGCGCGCUUUGCAACAGGCUUCGGCCAGUGUGAGGUCUAGCAGAGCCAAAGGCAGGCCCCAAUUGCAAAAUGUCAAGGAUCAGAGGAACCUGGGGAGUAAUAUUUUCACGGAACACAGUGAAGCCCUUUUACAAUCCCGUCCACUGCCGCACAUUCCGGACGCCACUUCUGGAGACUUAUUAUCCGGAGACCCCUCAGCGACAACUGUAGGGGGCGCCGGAGCAUCCGCAGGCGCCAACAUCUCUGCUUCGAACACAUGUAGCAAUAAUUCUAAUUCGAAUACACUCGAUACUGCAAACAUUCGAUGGACCUCUAAGGAAAAUCUGCUGGCACAAGUCGAAGAGGAUGAUCCCCAACUCUUUGUAGCUUUAUAUGAUUUUCAAGCUGGAGGAGAAAAUCAAUUGAGUUUAAAGAAAGGGGAGCAAGUCCGUAUACUGAGUUACAACAAAUCAGGCGAAUGGUGUGAGGCUCACUCGAGUGCUGGAUUAGUUGGAUGGGUACCGAGUAAUUAUGUGACACCUGUGAAUUCCUUAGAAAAACACUCAUGGUACCAUGGACCUAUUGCUAGGAAUGCUGCUGAGUAUUUGCUCAGUAGUGGAAUCAAUGGAAGCUUUCUGGUUCGGGAGUCUGAAAGCAGUCCAGGCCAACGUUCCAUAUCCCUUCGAUACGAAGGCAGAGUGUACCAUUACAGAAUCAACGAAGACCCCACCGAUUGUAAAGUCUACGUAACCGUCGAUUCUAAAUUUAACACUUUGGCAGAACUGGUGCACCAUCAUUCAGUUUUGGCUGAUGGUCUUAUAACCCAAUUGCUGUAUCCUGCACCUAAACAUGAUAAGCCUACAGUUUUUCCAUUGAGUCCAGAGCCCGAUGAAUGGGAGAUUAAUAGGACAGCUAUUGUAAUGAAACAUAAACUUGGGGGAGGACAGUAUGGGGAUGUUUAUGAAGCUGUUUGGAAAAGAUACACAAUGACAGUUGCUGUGAAGACUUUAAAAGAAGAUACGAUGGCUCUAAAAGACUUUUUAGAAGAAGCAUCGAUAAUGAAAGAAAUGAAGCACCCAAAUCUAGUGCAACUGAUUGGUGUAUGUACGAGAGAACCACCUUUUUAUAUUAUAACCGAAUUCAUGAGUCGAGGAAAUUUACUCGAUUAUCUACGAAAUGGAAAUAAGGAACAAAUUAAUGCGGUCGUGUUGAUGUAUAUUGCAACACAGAUUGCUAGUGGGAUGAGUUACUUGGAGAGCAGGAGCUUCAUCCACAGGGAUUUGGCUGCUCGCAAUUGUCUAGUAGGCGAAAACCAUUUAGUAAAAGUAGCAGAUUUUGGUUUAGCUCGUCUCAUGAGAGACGAUACGUACACAGCACAUGCCGGUGCCAAGUUCCCCAUAAAGUGGACAGCACCCGAAGGCUUAGCUUAUAAUAAAUUUUCUACGAAAAGUGAUGUGUGGGCCUUCGGAGUGCUCCUUUGGGAAAUUGCUACUUACGGAAUGUCGCCGUAUCCAGGGGUCGACUUGACGGAUGUUUAUCAUAUGUUGGAAAAGGGUUACAGAAUGGAAUGUCCCCCAGGAUGUCCUCCAAAGAUCUACGAACUAAUGCGAGCUUGUUGGCAAUGGAACACGCACGACAGGCCUAGUUUUGAAGGCAUCCAUCAUGCUCUUGAGCAUAUGUUCCAGGAAUCGAGUGUCACUGAGGAAGUUGAAAAACAAUUACAGGGUACAGCAAUGAAUAAUGUCAGUUCAACUCAACCUCAAGGCACAAAUCUUUCUGUUGAACGAGGAAAUUUAAAUCGGGAAUCAAAGAGGUCUUUGGCAGGCAGUGUUGGUAAUAUUCAUGGCUUGGUCAAUGAGCAAGGGCGGCAUGCCAGUUACACCUAG